Messenger RNA from Thrips palmi, 1945 nucleotides. RefSeq lists its product as uncharacterized. The transcript is spliced from 12 exons. Lineage: Eukaryota; Metazoa; Arthropoda; Insecta; Thysanoptera; Thripidae. Gene Ontology annotation, molecular function: protein binding. The record is from RefSeq and is a predicted model, not a curated record. Bases 78 to 1760 code for a protein of 560 amino acids.
UCAAGGGAAUCAUAGUGGGCGAGGAAAGCUUUUCCCUCGCAAUUCUUCAGCCAGGGCGGUCCGUGAACUUCACUACGAUGUCUCCAAGCCCUCUCAGCCACAACGCUGCGACCGGGCCGUGCGCCGUGUGCGGCGAGGCUGGCCGUCCGUGCGCGCGCUGCCGCGUGCACUACUACUGCGGCAAGGAGCACCAGAAGAAGCACUGGCGGCGACACAAGCCCAGCUGCGGCUGCAUCGAGCUGCGCGACGGCUACGUCGUGGCGACCAGGGACAUCCCCGCAGGCACGCUCAUCAUGCGGGAGCGGCCCACGCUCACCUUCCCCGCCUCGACGCUCAACUACUACCGGAACCACCUGGAAGCGGUGUUGUGUGUGGGAUGCUGCGCCGAUUUGGGCCAGGACCCGCCCCGGCAGUGCCGCCGCUGCGGCCUGCCGGUGUGUGACGAGGCCUGCAGCCGGGGCAGCGCCCAUCAGGUGGAGUGCCAGGUGUUCCAGCGUGCCAAGUACCAAGUGGAAAAAUCCGAGUUCCUUGGUGAGAAUAGUGGCGCCGUCUUUGGUGCCAUUGUGGCAACUCUGCGAAUCGCCGUUGCAUUUCCGAACAACCCGCUACUUCAGCAUUUGGACCGGGAGUUGAAUUUCGACGAGCAGGGGCUCAAGGCGUCGCCCCACGCGGAGGAGUGGGUGUCGGCCAUGCAGAUCGUGAUGGCUGCCGUGGUGCGCUACGUGCGGCGCGUCGUGGGAGUCACGUGGAUUUCGGAGCGCGACCUGAGCCGCGCCGCGCGCAUCGCCGCCAUGCACGCGGAGGACAUCACGGGCGCCAGCCCGGAGCGGUGGGACAACGUGGCCAAGCAGGCCCACUGGGGUGCACUCUUUGUUGGCAUGCAGCUGAGGAAGCACAGCUGCCUCCCCAACUCUAACGACAUCUCGUUGAACUCUGAGUCGAAGGAGUAUGGUGUGGUGACAGCAAGGGACAUUGCUGCGGGUGAAUUCAUCACCAACAUGCUGCAGGGCUGCCAGUGGGUCGAUGACACUGCGACCCGCCGCGACUGUCUUCUGGUGCACUGGGGUUUCGUCUGCAACUGCGAACGCUGUAGUGACCCCACCGAGCUCGGGAUGUACGUUGGAUCACCCUGCUGUCCCGACUGUGCAGGACAAGAGAAGCUGUGCUACUUGGUGCCGGUCAACGACGCACGCAGCCUCUGGAGGUGUGAGGGUUGUGACAUCGAGAAGACAUCAGCUCAGGUCGAGUCCCUGACGAAGGAGGCGGAGGACCGUCUGCAUGAGAUUGGUCGUCGGCAGUACAAUGCUUUUCUGGAGUUCAUCGAGCAGCAAACGUACCCUCGCGGCCCGCUGCACCCAACCCACAGACUGGUGUUACGGGCGAGGGCCUACGUCAGGGACGAACUGUAUGAAGUGAGGGCCGACGAGAAGGCAACGAACGUGGAGCUGGACCGCUGGGAGGUGGUGGUGCGCGACCAGCUGCGCGCCGUGGACAGGCUGGUGCCCGGCCCCAGCGAGGUGCGCGUCAUGUUGCUGUUGGAGCUACGCCGCCUCGCGCUUCGUCGUCUUCGGGUGGCCGAGCGAAAAACCAUGAUGCUCUGUCUUGCAUGCACGUCUGCCAUGCGGGAAACCAUGUUGCAGAUAAGCAAGUAUAGAGAAGCAGUGCUCCAAGUCAACAAAGAGAUUCUUUCUCACUGCUUCGGCCGAGACGAAGAUGGAGCGAGGAGGAGCUUGAUUCAAGAUCCUUUCGGCGGCAGAUGAUUCGAUGAAGACUUCCUCGGUCUUUUGGCAUUGAACUGACAAUACUACAAUCCUGCCUGAAUUUCGUGAAGUUCAUCAAACUUCAAAGAUAACUGUUAAUUUUACUUUUUUACUCUGAUCAUGGGUUGACCGCUUUGUAUCAUUCAUGUCUGCAAAGCAAUUGCAAAUAAUAUUUUUUGUAUGGA